Molecule: messenger RNA, 745 nt
Organism: Rhipicephalus microplus (southern cattle tick)
Lineage: Eukaryota; Metazoa; Arthropoda; Arachnida; Ixodida; Ixodidae
Product: kunitz-type serine protease inhibitor A-like
Molecular function (GO): serine-type endopeptidase inhibitor activity
Source: RefSeq, a predicted model, not a curated record
CGAAAUCAAACAUGUUGUCUUCUUAAUAUAAUGAAUCUUCCCAGGUACAAACCUCCUGGUAGGAAUACUGGUGUUUUCAGCAUGUACUGUGACAACCAGAGCUCAGGGGGGUGUCGAGCCCGUCGCAAUGGAACCAGCUAGCAGCAACGGCUCGGCCGAGCCAUUCAGUUCGGGCAAGCCUACAAACUGCUUCGUGGCACCCGAGGCCGGGCCCUGUCGCGGGAAGCUGUACCGGUACUACUUCCACUGGGGAGUGGGACAGUGUUACCGGUUCACGUACAGCGGAUGCGGCGGCACCGGAAACAACUUCCGAAGCAAACAGAGGUGCAUGAGGACCUGCUGGCCACUGAACUAUCACAUGUACUGCCGUACAGAAGUGGAGCAAGGGCCAUGCCAAUCCUGGUCGGUGCGCUACUACUUCAGCGCGGAGAAGAACCACUGCUUUCCCUUUUACUAUUCGGGCUGUGGAGGAAACUUGAACAACUUCCGUUCCGAACAGGAAUGCCGAGCCAUCUGCAUUGCGGAGUGAAAACAACGGAACUUGGCAUUCGGGCACUCGGCAACACUCCUAGAAGUGUCGUUCUCUGUGUUCUGUAAACAAGAAGUGAACUCGUAAUAAGCGUCUCCAACUCGUAUUUUGUGAUCUCCCCGAGUAUUUUUUCUUUAUUUUUCCAGACGCGCACGGGAGCAUACAAUUGUUCAUGUGUGCCGAAGGACUGCGCAAUAAACUGAAGGCGAAACAAUA